UCACCGUAUGCAGAUUUACUUUUGUUUUAGUGCUGCUGCAACUCUUUCAAAAGUCUUUUCUUCCCGGCCAAAGAAAAUCAGGUUGUUGGUCAGAUCAAGCUUGAGCCGACCAGUUUAGCCUUCCGAUCAAUGGUUGACCUUCAUCUGAACUUUAAAUGUGGGCCUGGACCAUUAUUUAAUAUAUAAAUCUUUCAGCUCCGUUUCAUACACUGCUGCUCUACAGGCUCACAGUCUACGUUCACCACGUCAUGGGUGUAACAUGUGGCAUUAGCAGGCCUGACUGGACGUCUCUAGAUAGCGAUCAUGACUCAGAGGUGGUCGACGACUAUGACUCCCCUUUGACGGACCUGGAAGACAGUACUGGUGAUAGCAGCCUGGAGGAGACAUUCAGUGAAUCAAGCGGUAGUGAAUACGGCGGAAAGACAUAUCAUAGGAAACAACCCGCAAAAAAGCGUGCCAGGGUAGUUAAAACACUCAAUACCGGUGUGACGCCACCAGCCAGAGCCUCUAGUCGAAAAAAGAAAAUUCUUAGCCUCAUUGUCACUAUGCCGAUUGACAUUCUUCUUGAGAUUUUUGGCCUUUUGGAACCGGCAGACCUUUUACAUCUGUCACGCGCGAGCAAAGCUUUCCGCAAGGUUCUCUUAUCUAAUAAUGCAGUCUCAGUCUGGAAAGCUGCCCGCGUCAAUCGUGGUGGUGUUCCCGACUGUAUGCCUGGCAUGUCUGAGGUCGAAUGGGCCAACCUGCUAUUUGGUGGUUCUCAGUGUUAUGUGUGUAGCACUAAGGGAAUUACGAGAAUAGACUUCGGUAUCAGACGCAGAGUAUGUACCUCGUGCCUCAAGAAAAACCUGGUCUAUAAGUCCAACUUUCCAUCAAGAUUUCCUGACAUUGAUCCGACUGUCAUGGAUUUAAUACCAUUCACUAACAUCGGUGGAUGGGCUCAUGGUCAUGCCAGUGGCAGCAAGUUUUUUUGGUCAGACGACGUGCUGAAAAUGGCUGCUCAGUUGGGAUUUUACCAGAAGGAUGUACACAUGUUUAAGCCAGGUGCCAAGAAAAGGCUGGAAGACUUCAAGCAAUCACGCAAGAUAUAUGUUGAUUCUGUUGUUAAUCAUGCUACGAUGUGUAAUACCUGGGUCAAUAAGGACCGCGAACGUCAUCUAUUGACAAUCACCGGGCUUCGCAGGCAAAAUAAAGAGCUGAUUAAAGCUAGAUUAGUUCACCUCGGCCACGAUGCUAAGGACGUGACACGCAUGUUCGAUCAUCGCGGAUAUGCCGUCAAUAAGGAGCUUACCGAUGCACGGUGGAAACGUCUACUCCCGAGAAUCGAGCGUAAUCUUUUUGAAUUGAAGGAAAAGUGGCGUCUCCAGGACCAAGAAAAUGCAUCGUCUCGACGGAAGAUGGACCUGCUGGAGAUGUAUGGCAACUAUGUGCGGCAGGUGCGAAAGGGCCUUGUACCUCCUUUGGAAUCCUUCUUGGAGCGCAGUGAUGUCAUGGACUUUAUCAAUAGCCCGCCCACUAUGGAACGAGAAAGCGAUAUGAAUGCUUGUCGUGCUUUUGCCGACAAAUUCCCCGAAUUUUGCACUGGGUACACCCAUCAAGUGAAGCUCGCAGCAACGCAACUUCUUGGCCCCUCCACUGGUGUCUCGCAAAAUACUCUAGGGCUACAAAAUCACGGUAUCAGCGCCCCUGACGAGACCUCGCUGCAACUAGCCACUUCUAUUUUCCAAUGCACUUCCUCGCGCCCUUUUCCCCUGAUCACAUGGGACAAAGUGCAGUAUCACAGGUGCCAUUCUCGCUUUUCCUGGUCGCUGAGGACAACAGCUUGCACAUUUUCGAUAUCUCAAUUUGGAAUUACUGCCGCUCGCUCUUUGUUAAGCUUAGUCGGCCUUGAUGCCAAAACUACGACUGCAGCCACAAUGGAUCAGCUCCAGUUUCACUUUUUUUGCUCCAACUGUCCACCCAAGCAAGAGAAAGGAGGAUCUUACCGGAUGGCGAUGGACUGGCGUCGAAGUAUCAUCCAUUACGUCGAGGAUUCGCACGCAGAACCUCGUUGGGAGCUCUUGAGUGCUGCGCAACUUGAAAUGAUUCGAGGCCCGCGUGCUCCCCAAUAUCCUAAAGCUACUGAUUUGGUGUGGUGCUGUAACAAGUGCGAUAGGCAUCACGGAAACCCAGUUAGCAAGGCUGCCGUCAUUGACCAUAUGCGAUGGCAUGGAAUCGCCGCUCCGAAGCAAGGGGUCGACUUUAGCUAUGACCUCGGCCCUGUCGAGCUACCACCAUCAGGAACGAAGUUCUUCGUUACCUCCCCUCACCCGGGCCUACCCAAAAAGCCGCCGACAAAAGACUAUCGAUGCAAACACUGCAAGGGCUCACAACGGAGUUUUAUAUUGGAAGGUGUUAGGCAGCACAUCAAACACAAGCACGAAAUCAGCUCCCCGCGUGAAGAGACAGACUUCCAUCGAAUCUAAGUAAUGCUUCCCCGUUAAUACGUAUCUCCAGCGGUCACGUACGCCGACCGCUAUUUGCAUUACCAGCCCCUAAUGUCUAUGUACUUCGGACUUUCAUCUACUGUCAAAUGAAUGAAACUCGUUGAAUGCUAGGACGACAAUCCAUUAAGUACGUCGUAUACGUAGAUGAUCACCGCCAGAGCAUGCCCACCAGCUCGCUAGCAGGAUA
This is a messenger RNA of Suillus bovinus, 2670 nucleotides long. RefSeq lists its product as uncharacterized. Bases 249 to 2462 code for a protein of 737 amino acids. The record is from RefSeq and is a predicted model, not a curated record. Gene Ontology annotation, molecular function: protein binding. The transcript has 12 exons. NCBI's taxonomy places the organism in Eukaryota, Fungi, Basidiomycota, Agaricomycetes, Boletales, Suillaceae.